UCUCUCUCUCUCACUUUAUUUAUCUACCUAUCUAUCUAUCAAUCUUUCUCUCACUCUCCCCUGUCUCUCUUCCUCUUUCUACUCCCUUCCCCUCUUGUUCUCUUCACUUUUUCUAUUUUUGUUCAAUGUUUCCCGCUUAUUAAGAGAUACGCGAACUGAAUACACACACACACACACACACACACACACACACACACACAUCAACACACACUCACAACACAUACAUACAUACAUACAAACAUACAUACUAACUACACAACACUGUUGGCCUUAUAUAUGUAUAUAUAGGCAUCUGUAUAUAAAUAUAUAUAUAUAUAUAUAUAUAAAAAUACACACACUCAUAUGCAUACAUAUAUAUAUAUAUACGUAUGUGUGUGUGUGUGUGAAUCUAUUUAAGAAUUAGAGUGGAGGUGGAGGCAAAAGGAAACGAAGAAAAGGGAGAGGAAAUUUAGUGGUCAGGCCAAACAGGAGAAUCCUACUUUGAAACAAGAACAAAACAAAACAAAACAAAGAGUAUAAGGCUGAAACAUUAAAGUUUCUAUUCAUCGAUACUAAUUGAUCAAGAGGGUGACUUAGGUAUCAAUGAACAGCACAAGUUAUUGAUAGAUUGUUAAACAAACUGAAAAUGCACGACAGAGUCCAUUACUUGCUGAAGCGCUUUAUUAUCUUCUUCAACUUGCUGAUUGCGUUUUCUGGGGCCAUUAGUAUUGGUCUGGGACUUUGGAUUAUUCUUGACGAUGUAUCAUCGCUAGCUUUCACUAAAGUGAAUGAGCUUCAACGAUUGGAACCCAGUAUUGUGGAACUGGGUGCUUAUGUGGUCAUUGCAGGAGGUUGUGCAGCCUUCAUGUUUGGAUUUCUGGCAAUUCUAUCAGUUUGUAGUGAAAGCAAGUGCUGUCUUACAUUUUACAUCGCCGUUAUCGCGUCGGCGCUCACAUUGCAAGUAUCAUCUGCCACAAUGGGAUUCAUGUUUAAAGAUAAGUGGCAAAACCAUUUGGAAAAUGAAGUUCUUCAAGAAAUCUCAUCCAGUUUUGAUGGCAAAGUUAACUCUAACAAUACGUUUACUCAAAUAUUGAAUUCAUUCCAGAUAACGUUUGAAUGCUGUGGUGUUAAUAAUUACACUGAUUUUGAAAGAGCCAAUCUCUGGACAAAGAAUUACAAUGGAACAACCACAAUAAUACCACUGUCUUGUUGCCGAGAUCGGAGAAUUACAACAGACUGUCUGACUUCGCCAAACGGGAAGAAUUCUUAUAUCGAGAAGGGUUGCAAGCAAACUAUCACUGAUUUGGUAACACGGUAUCACGGUGUCUUGAUUGCAGUAUCAUUAACAAUACUUGUUCUUGAGUGCCUGUCCCUCUACUUUUCAUUAACGUUCUUAGGAAUCAUAGUCUCAAAAGAAUAUGAACUGGACCAUUAGAAAACUGCUUAUUCUGAACGCUUCCACACCAUUCUUCAACAACGGAGUUAAACAUAUCGACUGCUUUCCAUCAUGAUUGCCUCAGCAUACACUAAAACAUUUUUUUUAUAUGCCACUACAUAUAUACAUUUGACAUAGAAGUUGUUUUUUUUUUCCUCAAUAAAAGCUUUAAAUAUAAAAUGAAACAAAUUAA
Octopus bimaculoides (California two-spot octopus) is the source of this 1607-nucleotide messenger RNA. RefSeq names its product tetraspanin-18. Gene Ontology annotation, cellular component: plasma membrane. Lineage: Eukaryota; Metazoa; Mollusca; Cephalopoda; Octopoda; Octopodidae. The record is from RefSeq and is a predicted model, not a curated record.